AAUCCAUCUGCUACUGACUGCUUGGAGAGCGGUCUCUGAUUUUCUCGAACUUUUUUGAACGAAUGCACUCGAUUUUUUUAUCGGAGUAUAAAAAUGCUUCAUCUCCACGAACUUCAUGGGUGCAGGGCUCACCGCCCAGAUUUGAAGAAAGUGCUCCAGAUGAAAAUCGUGUAAUUGGUGGAAGGCACUUAAUUGUUGUGGAAGGACCCGUGCUAUAUCCGAUCAAAAAUUGGGUCUCUUCAUGACCUUCUACGACAACUACGAGAGAGCGGCCCUACUCGAUCCCAUGUGUACAACCGAACCCAAAACCCCAAUCAAGCUGGAAGAAAUCAAGUUUAUUCCCUACUUUGGAUGCUUCGAAAAAGUAUUCCAUGGUUGUAACCUUUGGGCGUUAGUGUGAUGCUCUCAUUUUCUUUUGAUUUUUGUAA
Messenger RNA from Caenorhabditis elegans, 428 nucleotides. NCBI's taxonomy places the organism in Eukaryota, Metazoa, Nematoda, Chromadorea, Rhabditida, Rhabditidae. The record is from the annotation of a RefSeq genome assembly.